This is a messenger RNA of Blepharisma stoltei, 2847 nucleotides long. The record is from the annotation of a GenBank genome assembly. Lineage: Eukaryota; Ciliophora; Heterotrichea; Heterotrichida; Blepharismidae.
AUGGUUAUAAUUUUUAUGCUGAGUAAGCCUUCUCUUAACGGCGAAGAAAUUGAAGAGUUAGAAAAAGAACUCAAGGAAAACCCUAAUAAUAUUGGUGCCUUAAGCGAGCUUGCCCAAUGAUAUGCGAGUCAUGGCGAUUACACAUCAGCUUGUCAACAUUAUGAAAAAAUUGUCAGGGUUGAUGACCAAAAUGGUAAAGCCUGGACAGCUUUAGGCCACUGUUAUUUGCUCAAAGGAGACUACCAGAAAUGCUUUACUGUCUAUCAGACUGCAAUCAGAACUUGUGAAGACAGCAAAGAUCCUCAACUUUGGUACGGGAUUGGGCUUCUUUAUAGUAAGUUUGAUAGUUUUGACCAUGCUGAGUCAGCUUUUCAGUCAGUAUUGAGAUAUGACUCGAAUUUUGACCAAAAGCAUGAAGUUUUGUAUAGACUUGGGAUUAUUUAUAAGCACAAAAAAGAAUAUUCGACAGCUAUUAAUCAUUUCAGAAAUGCAAUAUAUUGUGAGAAAAUUACGUCAGCAAAAAAAAUUGAUGCAAUGUGCCACAUAGGAAGCUGUCUCGAGCAUGAAAAUAAAUUUGAUGACGCUGUACAAAUUUAUAAAGAAGCGUUAGAGUUAGACCAAAAUAGCUUUAAGACAAGAGAGUAUCUUGGAUUUGCAUUGAUGAAUCAGAAGUUAUAUGAAGAAGCGCUAGAAAUAUUGACACAGGCAUUGGAGUUUUCUAGCUUUCCCUUCUUUUAAAACAAUUAGGCCAUGAAAAAAUGCCUAUUUUUGAGAAAAUUAACCUUUAAGAAUUACUAAAAUAUUUUUAAUAUAAAAUAUAUUUUAUAUAAGCUAUUUAUAUAUAAUUAAUAAUGAAACCUCUGACUCCCCCCCCCCCUCCGUGAGCGAACAAAACCAUUAGAAAAAUCGCCAUUUUUUGACCAAAAACCCACCCUCCGUGAGUGAACAAAAAUUUUUUUAAUAGAAAAAAUUUUAAUGGAAAAAAAUUUUGAUAUAUAAGUGAUAAUUAGUAUAAUGAAAUCUAGAGCUAAUUCUGUUUAAUUUUAAACAAAUUGCGUUUUAAAACAUAAAAUUUGCAAAUUAAAUUAAUAUUUGUUCCCAAUUUUUGCAAAUUAGGAUUUUUUUUAAAUUUCGAAAAAAAAAUUUUUUUUAUAAAAUUUAUAUAUAAAUUUUUUUUAAAAAAAAAAAAUUUAACCCCCCUCCGUGAGCGAACAAAAAUUUUUUUGUUCGCUCACGGAAGGGGGGGGGGGGAGUGAGUAGUUUAUUAAAUUUAGACAAGUAAAUGCUAAAUAUAAUAUUUUAUUAGAUUUUAAAUUUAUGAGAGAAAGUGAGCUGCCGAGCAACAACCGAUAAUGUGUUUAAAUUAAAUUAAAAUUAGAUUUUAAUAUUUGAAAAUUGAUAUCCGCAAUAUAUAUAUAUUUUAGCACAACAUAUUAAAAGCAAAUUAAUCCUCCUUUAAGGGCUAUCAAGAUUUCUCUGCUCGUUUUUAAAGGGAGAGUAAAGAAAAUUGUCUGGAAACUGGAGAUAUUUAUUACCUUAUAGGAAGAUGCCACUUGGAGAUGAAAGAUUUUGUUUCUGGCCAAGAAGCAUUUCAGAAGGCUAUAUAUAAAAAUCCAAGCGUGUAUAUAUAUUGGACAAGUAUCGGGAUUUUAUGCUUAAUUUGGAGGUGCAUAUAGGUUAUAUAAAAUAAUAAGCUAGAUUUCUAUGAAAAUGAUGAAUAGCUACUUAAUAUUUUAAGCUAAUUCUUCUUUACAAACCAUAUAUGCAUUAGCAAAUCAACCCCAAGAUGCUUUCGAAUGUUUUGUAAAAGCCUCAAAUAUCAAUCAAGACAGUGGAGACGUCUGGUUUAAUAUGGGAAUUCUAUAUGAGCAAUGCAAACAAAAGCAAGAAGCGUGCUUAGCUUAUCAGCGAUCCUACACACUAAAUGUCGCAAACACACAUGCUAUGGAAAGAAAAUUAAAAUUGCAAUCAGAAGAGGACUAUGAAAAUAUUCCAAAUUUUAUUCAUUCGAAUUUUGAAAUUUCUGAAGUGCCGUUUUCUGCAAAGAAAAAUGAUAAAUUAACCAAAAAUAUUAAAACACUGCCGGAUAUUACGAAAUUUGAUGCGAAAAUUGACAUUGAUCCUGGACAGAUGAAAAACGAAGAAGUGAUUGAUGAUCAAUUAUUAAAAAAUCAAGGAAGCGAGGACGAAAAAAGAGAUCAAGAAAGCAUCCCAAAAAUAAAUGCGUCAGAAUCAAUUAUUAAGCCCGAACCACAAAAUCUUCAACCUUCUCCUCAAAAGUCAGGGUUCUCAAUGCUACCAGCCACUAAUGGCAUCUCCGAAAAUUUUCCAAGAGUUUCAAUUUCUCAACCAAUUAAAAUGCCUCAGCAAACUGAAAUAAAGCCAUCCUUAUUUCAGCCAGCUCCUCCAGAAGCUCAAACCCCCUUAAUGCCUUCAACUCUCCCAUUCCAAAACCCUUCAAAUUAUCAAUAUCCCGUUUCACAUGAAAUUCCCUCAGUUCCUCCUCAAUACCCAAGGCCCGCACAAGCAUCCCCUAUGCUUCAAAAUCAAAUGAAGAUUCCUUAUAAUCAGCUUAAUCAAUAUCAACUAGCAGCUAUACAAAAUUUAAUGAUGAACCCAAUGCUUGCAGCCCAAAUGAUGUAUGCUAUGAACUCCAUUUCAGUCAUGAACAAUAUGAAAUACAUGCCAAAUCAACAGCAGAAGCCAAAAACUGAAGAGCCUCCAAAAGUGAAUCAAGAAGAAGAGCUCGCCAAAGCUUUGGCGAAUUUAAAUGAAGUUGAGGAUACAAAAAAACAAAAAAGGAAGCUUUCAUCUGAUGACACAGCAACAAAAAAGAGGAAAAGGUAA